Messenger RNA from Eutrema salsugineum, 1011 nucleotides. Its product is annotated as cytosolic sulfotransferase 11. Gene Ontology annotation, cellular component: cytoplasm. Lineage: Eukaryota; Viridiplantae; Streptophyta; Magnoliopsida; Brassicales; Brassicaceae. The transcript has a single exon. Gene Ontology annotation, molecular function: sulfotransferase activity. Gene Ontology annotation, biological process: sulfation. The record is from RefSeq and is a predicted model, not a curated record. Bases 7 to 1011 code for a protein of 334 amino acids.
CCCCUAAUGGAAGCUUCAAAAAAUCUUCAGACACCCUUAAAUUUCAUGAAGGAUGAUAAUGUGAGCCAGGAAUGUAAGAAUCUGAUCUCUUCUCUACCUUCAGAGAAAGAUUUCAUGGGAAAAAGCCUCUUCAGUUACCAAGGAUCUUGGUACUAUCCCAACACAGUCCAAGCAAUCCUAAACUUCCAAAAACAUUUCCGACCACGAGAUACUGAUAUCAUUCUUGCAUCUUUCCCCAAAUCAGGCACCACCUGGCUCAAAGCUCUCGCAUUCGCCGUCGUUCAUAGAAACAAGUACGCAGCUUAUACUCUUGACUCCCAUCCUCUCCUCUCCAACAAUCCCCACAACCUUGUUCGGUUUCUUGAGAUUGACUUAUAUGAUAAGAAUCAACUUCCUGACCUCGAAGAGCUUCCUUUACCUAGGCUCUUUGCAACCCACAUGCCGUUUCAAACGCUAAAUGAGACCCUAAGAGAUUCUCCUUGCAAGGUGGUUUACGUGUGUAGGAACAUAAAAGAUGUGUUGGUCUCUCGUUGGCAUUUCAGGAGCAAGGUUGUUAGCAAAGAGUUGUAUAGUAACAAUUCGCUUGAAGAUAUGUUUGACGAGUUUAUCAAAGGGGCUUACUUGUUCGGACCGUUUCAAGAUCAAGUCUUGAGCUAUUGGAAAGCGAGCUUGGUGAAUGUGAAUCCGGUACUCUUCAUGACAUAUGAAGAAAUGAUAGAGAAGCCUGAGGCUCAAGUUAUGAGGCUCGCCGAUUUCUUAGGCUACUCAUUCACUGAAGAAGAAAAGCAAAGUGGAAUGGUUGAGAAGAUCUUGGAAUUGUGUAGUCUUAGUAACCUGAGUAAUUUGGUGGCCAACAAGACGGGAACAUCUACUUGUGGAAUACAUCACCAUGCGUUUUUCCGUAAAGGAGGAGUCGGUGGGUGGAAGGAUUAUCUCACUCAUGAUAUGGCGAAAAAACUCGAUGAGAUCGUUGAAAACAAACUACAAGGUUCAGGGUUGAAGUUUGAGUGA